ACAGCAAGACACAUCGACGCGAUCUACUAGAUCUCGGUCACCCAUACAAACUCUCAUAUCCCAUCCCACGCCGACGUCCAUCAUGACCGUUCGUAUCCAACGACCCGGCUGGGAACGAAAGAUUCGCUUCCAUACCCUCAACCUCCAGCAAUGCAUCAUCUCGGGCGAUUUUGGUUAUGUCCACGCCGUCAAGGCUCAUCAGCUCUUCAACACCGUGGAUCAAUUGUCCGUCGCCGACGAAGACACCCAGAAGGGCGAGGAUGCCAUCGUGGAGAUCGAGACCGCCAACGCUUAUACCAUGCAGACCAUCAUGGGCGAGUUCACUGGCGAAGUCGAAAAGCUCAAGCAGGCUGCCCCGGACGCUGAGGCGUGGAAGGAAAGGAUCAUCGAGCAGCGAAACAAGGCUCAAAAGGCCGCUUCCGAUGCCAUUGGCGCGGCCUCGCAGCAGGUUCUCAACACCAUCGAGGCGCUUCCCGCGGAAUCGAGGAACGACGCGGCGGACGUCUAUAUCAAGGCUAGCUCGUACAUCGGCGAUCUCUUGAACGUCUUGGCUCAGCAAUUACAGGCGGUCCUUGGACAGGUCGCCGAGUUCUUCAAGGGGAUCUGGAGGGGAAUCAAGACUGCCUACGAUACCGUUGUCGGCGGGGUCAAAGCGGCCGUUGGGUUGAUCACAGGCAUCUUCGGCCUCGAUAUCGAGACCGGUGUCAAAGGAGGAACAUUCAUCGGUCGACUCAAUUGGCCCGCUGCCGUCGGGAUCACCGUCGCUACCACCGGCCUUGCUUACGUCUGCGGCCACCUCAUCGAGAGGGGUGUCGAGUUUCACGAGCAGACCGUCAGGAUCGAAGAGGCCGAUGGCAAGAAGACGAUCGUCACCGAGACUCAUAUCGGGUUCAAGAAGCCGAAGCUGGGACAGGGAAAACAGCUCGAGGCGGUCUGGAAGGAUUGCGUUGGAGAUCUCGGGCAGGAUGGGCAUUGGAUUCCCGCUCAGGCCGUUUGAUCAGCCUUUGUGAUGGCUAUAUAACAGAUCUCACUAGCUCUUGUCAUCGACCGUCCUCUAUCUCUAUCUUCUUUUUCUCCCUACUUCGUUCGACCCUUCUUUACGUUUCACAAGCCUGCAGUUUGGGUUGCGCACGGGGUACUCGAGAUGCGGACUGUGUCGCUUGUAAACUAUGUUGCGUGCGGCCUUGUACAAAUAUCACCUACGUAUUUGAUUGAAUGGCGUCCUUUCGAA
Molecule: messenger RNA, 1231 nt
Organism: Filobasidium floriforme
Lineage: Eukaryota; Fungi; Basidiomycota; Tremellomycetes; Filobasidiales; Filobasidiaceae
Exons: 3
Coding region: 83-997 (304 amino acids)
Source: RefSeq, a predicted model, not a curated record